This is a messenger RNA of Cryptosporidium muris RN66, 855 nucleotides long. RefSeq lists its product as uncharacterized. NCBI's taxonomy places the organism in Eukaryota, Apicomplexa, Conoidasida, Eucoccidiorida, Cryptosporidiidae. The record is from RefSeq and is a predicted model, not a curated record. The transcript has a single exon. Bases 1 to 855 code for a protein of 284 amino acids.
AUGAAAAUAUAUAUAUACACUUUAUACUUAACUAUAAUUUCAAUAAUUACCCAACAAGUUAAAUGUCAAACGACAGCUAAUAAUUUUACUGAAUUGGUUUUAAGAAAUCAAAGACAAUAUUGUAAUAUAUAUACCUCUUCUUUAUAUACAACUGAGAAAAUACCUGAAAAAAAUUAUCAAGGUGAAACCAAUAAUAUGAGAAUUAAACCUAAAAAACCUAGAAAGAAAAUUGUAUAUCCUGCGUUCUUUAGGAGUGAAAAUAAUGAAACUCCAGAUACUAGUGACAGUAAUCUUUUAAUAAAUAAGAAUCUUAAACUUAGUGUUAAAGAUAAAAAUAAACUACAAUCAAGAAAAGUGACAUAUCAAAUAUUACAACCAUCAAAAAGUAUAAUAAUGGAAUGUAAUCAAGCAAAUCUACAAAGUUUAUGGAAUAUAUAUGCUCAAACUGUUUUGGAAAUACUUAAAAUAAAUGAGAGGAUUUCUAAAAUGUCAAAUAAAGCGAAAGUAAAAAGACAUAUAUUUAAGGUAAAAUAUGAACAAAGACAAAUAAAAAAAGAAAUUAAAUUAAAAAACAAUCUUCUAGAUGAUAUUAUGGAUAUGAUGAGGCAUUGUUUGCAAAAAUUAAUUGAAAAGUUAACAUUAAGUGAUAUUUUAGAAUAUUGUAAAGGAAUUCAACCUGAAAGUUGCUUAAUGAGUGAAGUUAAGUCGAAAUAUUUAGAUAUUAAACUUAUUGAGACUCAAUUGAAAAUGGAAGAAACUGUAAGCCAAAUUUUGGAGAAAAAAAGAAAAAAUUACUUGGAAGAAGUAACAGAAGAAGUAAACCUAAGGAACAUAGUGAAAAACAAAAGCUUUUAA